Messenger RNA from Prorocentrum cordatum, 647 nucleotides. NCBI's taxonomy places the organism in Eukaryota, Dinophyceae, Prorocentrales, Prorocentraceae. The record is from the annotation of a GenBank genome assembly.
AGGUGGCCGUCGAGCUCGUGCGGGCGAGGACGGUCGAGAUGACGGCGGUGGAGGCGGCGCUGAAGAUGCUGUCUCAGUUGCUGGAGGACCUCGUGCAGACCAACGAGAGCGCCUGGCACCUCCACAGCCACGCCAUCGCGAGCUUGUUCCCGAGGUCGAUCUCGACCCCAUGGGGGUGCACGCUGCCGAACUGGGACUGGGGCAGGUGGUGGCUCAUGGUCGAGAAGGUUCUCUCCGCCGCCGACCAGUUUCGAGCUUUCGACAUCAUGGUGUUGGUAUUGCAGAUGAUUCAGGACGGGGGCGGCAAGGUGCUGGUGAAAGACUUGCAGGUCUGGAAAGAGGGCCGCCGGUGCCACUACAUCCGCAAGGUGAUGAGGACGUGGGGCGAGAUGGACGACGCGUCCAUAUGCGAGACGCUGAGAGCAUACGGGGUGGAGCUGUGAGCUCCGCACGUCCCACCGUCCCCCCUCAGCCCUCCAGGAGACGGAGCCGCUGGAGAACCGCUGAUCGCGGAAGGGGGAGCGGAUCGUCGCCAUCGCGAUCGGGGCUUUCGCUUCGACCACGUCGCGCCUCUCUGGGCGUGGCGCUCGGCGGCCCACGCGGAAAAGUCGGGCGAAAAGGCAACGCUCCCCCGUUACAUGGCGUCC